AAAUGCAUAUCCAAAGUAUUAUAGCACUCUGCUUAAUCGUCUGCUGUGUGCACAUCAGUGCCCAGAAUGUGGAUUGUGAUAAUAUCUAUAAAAGGUGUGUGCAAAAUCCUCGAACAGUGCCUCAAAGAUUUGAUAUAAAUCGUCCAGAUGUCUGUCCCAAGGCAGUUCAAAGCCGCUGGAUCUGGCGGAAAAUCUCCGUAUGUGAAGUUCAGCGUCUUUAUUGCCAAAAUCCAAGUAAGAAAUUUACCUGUGACUCCGUUGCUGAAAUGGCAAAAAUGAAGCGUAGACCUCUACAUCGCUGUAACCGUUGCAACCCAACCCGCAGAACCACACGUCGCACCACCCGUAGAAACACUCGUAGAACCACCCGUAGAACCACACGUAGAACUACCCGUAGAACCACCCGUAGAACCACCCGAAGAACCACCCGUCGAACCACGAGCGGCACCACUCGUACAACCGCUCGUACAACCACACGUCGAACCACAAUCAGGCCAACCACUCGUAGACCUACGACACUUAGACCACCACCUAGAAAUCCACGUAAACCUGUACGUCCUUAAACAAUUCAAAAUUGUUGCUGUUGAAUUAAUCAAAAUCAACAAUACAAUAAAAUAAAAAUAAACAAUAAAUUUCAA
Molecule: messenger RNA, 638 nt
Organism: Drosophila innubila
Lineage: Eukaryota; Metazoa; Arthropoda; Insecta; Diptera; Drosophilidae
Product: salivary glue protein Sgs-3-like
Exons: 2
Coding region: 3-563 (186 amino acids)
Source: RefSeq, a predicted model, not a curated record